Molecule: messenger RNA, 525 nt
Organism: Rubroshorea leprosula
Lineage: Eukaryota; Viridiplantae; Streptophyta; Magnoliopsida; Malvales; Dipterocarpaceae
Source: the annotation of a GenBank genome assembly
ACCAGAACAUAACCCUAAAUUCUCCAAUUUUUUUUUUCCAGUUCCCUGUCUAGAAAUCAUCUUCUUGCUUUCCAGAAAUCAUCUUCUUGCUUUCGAUCGUUCCUUUUUUCGUUCAAAAUGGAGGGUGGGCUUUCGCGAAGCAACUCGUUCACUGAUUCUGCAUCAACUAGCAGCUUUCUUGGAAAAAAAUAUGUUUGCACGUGCGGUUUGGAUGCUGUUUUGAGAACGUCACUGACUUACCAAAACAUGGGAAGAAGAUUUUGGGGAUGUCCUAAAUUCGAGGUUGGGAAGGCUGGGAAUGCAUGCGAUUUCUUCCACUUUCUUGAUGGUGAUGAGGUGAUUGAGGGAAGACCCAGGGAUCUCCUGCUGCGACUUAAAGAUAAGCAAAUUAGGCUUGAGAAAGAGAUUCAAAGUUACAAGGAAGAAAACGAAAAUCUUAUGGCUGAAAAGGGGAAACUAUUGCAGGAAAAUGCAGACUUGAUGUUCGAAAAUGGGAAAUUCCUGCAAGAAAAUGGUGACUUGAAG